Messenger RNA from Stegastes partitus (bicolor damselfish), 4200 nucleotides. RefSeq names its product RIMS binding protein 2a (gene rimbp2a). The transcript is spliced from 24 exons. Gene Ontology annotation, molecular function: protein binding. Gene Ontology annotation, biological process: neuromuscular synaptic transmission. Lineage: Eukaryota; Metazoa; Chordata; Actinopteri; Pomacentridae. The record is from RefSeq and is a predicted model, not a curated record. The coding region runs from base 25 to 4200 and encodes 1391 amino acids.
CACGGCUCCUUUCAAUCCCUUUACAUGAAAGCAAAGCUCCAUGCUGCCCUGCAGGAGAAAAAUCGCCUGAACCUCGAGCUGAUCAACCACCACCUGAAGGCGUCCAAGUAUGACCAGGUGCGAUCUGACUAUGACCAGCUGAGACAAACCUUUGUUGUCGUGAGCCAGGAGAGAGACGUGGCCCAGCAGGAGAGGAGCCAACUCCAGGGCAAAGUGGAUAACCUGGAACAGGUUCUAAAGCAUAUGCAUGAGGCUGUAGAGCUGAAGCAGCAGUUGCAGACAGAGCAUGAGCAAGCCUUGGUGGCCCUUCACACCAAGCAGAAGGAGAUCAAUCAACUGCAAAAGGCUUGGGUUCAAAUUGACCAAGAGCAUGAGGAAGCAGUACACCUGUUAGAGAACGAUAAGGACAGAAUGUUUCAGGUCAAGGUUCGUGACCUGGAGCAGAAAUGCAGGUCACACAGUGAACACUUCCACCAGCUGUCCAAAGAGCUGCUGAACUUCCGCCUGCAGUCGGAACCUGUGGAUAUCCUUCAGAUUGAUCCCAUCUCCCACAUCCCGUUCUCACCAGAGAAGAAAAUCGCACAAGUCAUUGUUGGAUUUGAAGUCCAGCCACAGCCAGGUGAUGAGAGCGCUGCAGACACGCCGCUACUGAUCUCCCAGUUCUUGCCCUGCACACCGCAGACUGGAGACAGAGAACGAGCAGAACAGCUGCCUGUCAAACCCAGCACCGUGACAACGGACCACCCCAGCAGCCCUCGACAGCUUACCCCAUCAGAGAUGGAGGAUGAGGCCAGCCCAUCACCCAGGUCCAAACCUCGCUACACAGGCCAGGUCCGCCUUUGCACUGCCCGUUACAGUUACAACCCUUACGAUGGACCAAAUGAGCAUCCUGAAGCGGAGCUGCCCCUCGUGGCUGGAAAGUAUUUAUACGUGUAUGGAAACAUGGAUGACGACGGAUUCUAUGAAGGGGAGCUGCUGGAUGGCCAAAGAGGACUUGUUCCUUCCAACUUUGUGGAGUUUGUCCAGGACAAGGAAAAACCAGCAAUUCAGGCUGGGGAGGGAGGGGAAGACCUGGGCCCGCUGGACCACAACCCUCUGGCCUUGAUGGCAGUGGACGGAGGUGCCUCCCAGGACGGCCUCCUGGGCUCAGCUAAUGCCUUGGUUCCCUGUAGCAAUGGGACAGGGGGGCCCUUGGAUCCUGAGGACCUAGCUGAAGAUGUUGUGCCUUACCCUCGAAAGAUCAACUUGAUCAAGCAGCUGGCACGGAGCGUCAUUGUGGCCUGGGAGCCUCCGAUAGUGCCUUUGGGCUGGGGGAACAUCUCUGGCUACAACGUGUUGGUGGACGGGGAGCUUCGUGCCAGUUUACCGUACAGUGGCAGGACCAAGUGCUUGCUGGAGAAGCUGGACCUGGACGGCUGCGUCCACCGCGUGUCGGUGCAGAGCGUCACCGACCGCGGCCUGUCAGACGAGCUGCGCUGCACCUUGCUGGUGGGAGCCAACGUGGUGGUGGCACCCUGCGGUCUGCGGGUGGAUGACAUCCAGCGUGACACUGCCGAGCUCUCUUGGUUGCCUAGCAACAGUAACUAUGGUCACACUGUGUUCUUAGAUGGCAUAGAGCACGCAGUUUUAAAGCCGGGAAGGUAUAGACUACGCUUCCUGAACCUGAAGCCCCUGACGGUGUACAAAGUGACGGUGGUGGCACAGCCUCACCAGGUGCCAUGGCAACUACCGCUGGAGCAAAGAGAGAGGAAAGAAGCUGGUGUGGAGUUCUGCACUCAGGCAGCAGGUCCAACACCAUUUUGCAGAACAGGCCCCCCGAUGCCUCCCCAGGACGUUCAGGUGCUCUGUGGGCAGGCUCCAGGGGUCCUGCAGGUCCGCUGGAAGCCCCCCAUCCUCUCCCCCACGGGCACAUCUAAUGGGGCAAAUGUCAUUGGCUACGCAGUCUGCACUAAAGGGCAGAGGAUAGCUGAGGUGUUGUUCCCAAUGGCAGACUAUGUUACAGUUGAGCUGACAAGGAUUCAAUGCCUGGAGGCCAGGGAGGUCAUCGUCAGGACGCUGUCAGUACAGGGAGAAUCCCAGGACUCCCAAGUCGCCGUCAUUCCAAACAACCUGCUCGUGCCUCUACCUCCGCUCCCCCUGCCGCCGCCGAUGCACCCUCACGCCGGCCCCCCUCCGCACCCCCACGCGGUGCCCCACCUCCAGUCGCCCCACCUUCCUCACGGCGUCCCCCAGCUUCCCGCUCCGGCCCACGUACAGCCGCUCCCGCCCCACCCUCAGCACCCUCAAGCCCACCCCAGACUCCCCCAUCCAGGUGGGCCCCCGCAGCCCCAGCUCCGACCCCCGCACCCUCAGCCCCAGCCCCUGCACCUCCAGCCUCGCCCGCCCCACCAGGUCCCCAGGCCCCAGCACCAACUGCCUCUGCUGCCCCACCCCCAGCCCCACCCUAUACCUCAGAGACCAGUAAGUGCCAGAGACCUGGAUGCCAAAGAGCACACGGCCCACCACGGGGGAGCUAUUCCACCCGGCCAGCCUGGCUGGGACCCCACGCGCUCUCCCUCCGCCCAGCCUCCGGUGCCCAUGCAAGGCCACACCCUGGAGGCCCCUCCGUCGGCCAAUCCUCGCUCGCCCUCCCCCCAGAGGAUUCUCCCUCAGCCCCGAGGCACGCUCAUCCCGGACACCGUGGCCAAAGCCAUCGCUCGGAAAGCAGCGCAGAGGGUGGCAGCAGAAAGCGGCAAGGGAGACGGGAGGCAGGGCAGGUACGGGGAGCAGGGUCAUUCAUUUCACCAGCAUCACUCCGACGAGGAAGAGGAGGACGAGGAGGGGUUUGCGCGUGGCCGUCGGAGAGGACCCUCAGUCGACGAGUUCCUCAGAGGCUCUGAGCUGGGGAGGCCGCCUCACUAUAGUCACAAUGAAGAUUAUCACAGCGAAAGCAGCCGGGGCUCUGACCUGUCUGACAUCAUGGAAGAGGAUGAGGAGGAGCUGUACUCUGAGAUGCAGCUGGAAGAGGGACGUCGACGCAACUCGCACAACACACCCAAGACAAACACUCCCGCGGGAGGACGUCACGACCGGGACGCCGGGAGACGAGGUCAUCACGGCGGUCCUCAGCCUCACAGACGACCUCUAAUGGUCCCCUCCAUUGAGGUAACCUCUGAGAAUAACAGUGAGGGAAACCUCUCCCCCAUCACCGAGGAUGUUUACUAUGGCAGAGUAGCUCGGCACAGGACGUGGUCAUCCCGCAGGCACAUGGGCGGCAACAGGUCUCCCCAUGAUGGCUACAGGGAUCGGGAUCGGGACCGCCGCUCCCCCACGUACUACGAUGAGUCGGAGUCCGAGGAGUCCUUUCGGAUCUUCGUGGCCCUCUUUAACUACGAUCCUCUGUCCAUGUCGCCCAACCCAGAUGCAGCCGAUGAGGAGCUGCCGUUCAAAGAGGGGCAGAUCAUUCGGGUGUAUGGUGAUAAAGACACCGAUGGGUUUUACAGAGGAGAGGUGAGGGGCAGGAUGGGGCUGAUCCCCUGUAACAUGGUGUCGGAGAUACGAGCAGACGACGAGGAGACCAUGGACCAGCUCAUCAAACAGGGCUUUCUGCCGCUCAGCACCCCGGUGGACAGAAUAGAGCAGAACAGAAGAGGCCUUCGUCGGGAUCAGGCCUCCAGGAGGAUGGUGGCUCUGUAUGACUACGACCCCAGAGAGAGCUCCCCUAAUGUUGAUGUCGAGGCUGAGCUGACGUUCUGCGCUGGUGACAUCAUGGCUGUGUUUGGCGAUAUCGACGAAGAUGGGUUCUAUUAUGGUGAGAUCAACGGCCACCGCGGUCUGGUUCCCUCUAACUUCCUGGAAGAAGUGCCUGAUGACGUGGAGGUGUAUCUGACCGAUACUCCGUCCCACUACCCCCAGGAAGAGCCUGCCAGCCGGCCCCCCGCCAACUCCGCCACCGCCGCCGCCACCGCCACCGCCGUCCCAGAGGGCAAACGGGUGACCACAGAAACCACCGAAACAGUCGGCAACGACACCGUCCCCGUCCGGGCGCCGUCCCCCAUCGUCCGCCCGCUCCUCCCGGGCACCAUGAGGCCCCUGAGCCCCACCAGGGGUCCCCACGUUCCCCUGGACCCCCGGGACCCCCAAGAUCUGGCGAACAAGAAGAAGAAGGGACUGCUUUCCAAGGGGAAGAAGCUUCUGAAGAGACUCUCCCCUGUGAAAUAA